Messenger RNA from Fusarium pseudograminearum CS3096, 678 nucleotides. RefSeq lists its product as uncharacterized. Gene Ontology annotation, molecular function: phosphoribosylglycinamide formyltransferase activity. Bases 1 to 678 code for a protein of 225 amino acids. The transcript has 3 exons. NCBI's taxonomy places the organism in Eukaryota, Fungi, Ascomycota, Sordariomycetes, Hypocreales, Nectriaceae. Gene Ontology annotation, biological process: 'de novo' IMP biosynthetic process. Gene Ontology annotation, cellular component: cytoplasm. The record is from RefSeq and is a predicted model, not a curated record.
AUGUCCAGCCAGGAUAACUCACCAUGUCGGAUUCUUGUCAUGGCCUCAGGCUUUGGCUCUAAUUUUCAAGCCAUCAUAGAUGCGAUUUCUUCAGGUUCUCUCCCAAACAGUCGUAUCAUUUCUCUCAUCGUGAACCGCAAGAAUGCGCAUGCGACUGUUCGGGCAGACAAAGCAGGCAUUCCAUGGGAAUACUUCAACCUGAUCAGCGGCGGGUUCCUGAAGAAGGGAGAGACAGAUGAGCAAAAGGUUGUUGAGGGCCGUCAAAAGUACGACGCUGCACUGGCAGAGAAAAUCCUAGCAGCAGAGGUGAAGCCUGAACUGAUUGUUCUUGCUGGCUGGAUGCACGUUUUCUCGACUGCUUUCCUUGAUCCCAUAAAGAAGGCAGGCAUCAACAUUAUUAACCUCCACCCUGCGCUUCCUGGAGAAUUUGACGGAGCCAGUGCCAUUGAGCGAGCCUACGAUGAAUUCAAGGCCGGACGACUAACACGCUCGGGUAUCAUGGCCCACUACGUAAUUGCUGAGGUAGACAGGGGUACUCCUAUCCUAGUCAAGGAGAUCGAGUGGAAGGGUGAGAGUCUUGAAGAGUAUAAGGACAAGGUGCACUCGCAUGAGCACGAGCUGAUUGUGAACGCAACAACCAAGGUUGCGCAGGAGACAGUUCAAAAGAGGGCAUCAUAG